UCCUGAUCCCUCCUCACGUAGUGUGUUCUUCAUAUAGCACCAAAUAUCAUGUCCGUGACCAGGAUCACAACCAGACCUGGAUAGAAAACAAUCGGGAAAAGUCGCACUCUGGGGGCCGAAAGCGGCGCCAUUUGGAGCCAAACGCGCAGACAGUCUGCAGACAGCUGCUGCUGCACCGGGGCGAGCUGGAGGUGCUGUUGGAGCUUCAUGCUGUGACUCACCGGCGCGCAUAGGUUCACUCACAAACAGAUUUUUUAUUUUUUUUUUCUUUAAAAUAAGAGCAAAUCAAAGCUGCAUCUUUACUGUGAAGCGGGGUCACCUUGAGUGGGAUCUAUGGGAAAACUGGAGCUCAGGCUUUCUCCUCUUUCUCGCAUCGGUGGAGUGGGAGCGCAGCAGGUUCUUCAGGAUUUAUUUUGGCAGUAAAUUCAAAUUCCUAAUUUUUUGAGGGGCUGCACCUGUUCACCUGGACACUCUUCAGUACGCCUUCUCCUCUCUGAUAGCCUGAAGGGAUUUUUUGGGGAGGGAGGAGGAGAAAAAGAAAGAAGGAAAGAAAAGUGACCAGGCUUUCUUGACUCUGGCUCAGGGUCUCUGGGAGUGAUGGCGGCGUCUGCACCCUCUUCCUCCUCCUCUUCCUCCGGCGCCGGAGCGGAUCCCAACUCGACAAAUUUACGGCCGCCGGGCUCAAGUUAUGAUGCGUGGUGUGGAGUUGCUCAUGGAUGUACAAGAAAAUUAGGAAUGAUAUGUGGAUUUCUGCAGAAGAAUGACAGUAUGGAAGAGAGGAGCAGGAUCGCGAGGUCCCUGAAGGAGCGCACCGCCAAAAACCUAAUUGCCUGCGAUAACACCGGGGGAGACGCGCGUUUCAGGCGCACGGAGACCGACUUCUCCAACCUGUUCGCCAGAGAUCUGUUACCUUCAAAGAAUGGCGAGGAGACAACCAUGCAGUUCCUGUUGGAGGUUGUGGAAAUCCUCACCAGCUAUAUCCGGAAGACCUUUGACAGAUCCACCAAGGUCCUUGACUUCCACCAUCCUCACCAGCUGCUGGAGGGCAUGGAGGGCUUCAACUUGGAGCUCUCUGACCAGCCUGAAUCUCUGGAGCAGAUCCUGGUGGACUGCAGGGAUACUCUGAAAUAUGGAGUGAGAACAGGCCACCCCAGAUUCUUUAACCAGCUGUCCACUGGAUUAGACAUCAUAGGCUUGGCAGGAGAAUGGCUCACUUCCACAGCCAACACUAAUAUGUUCACUUACGAGAUCGCCCCUGUUUUUGUGCUAAUGGAGCAGCUGACGCUCAAGAAGAUGAGAGAGAUAAUCGGCUGGCCGAACGGAGAGGGAGACGGUAUAUUUUCUCCAGGUGGCGCCAUCUCUAACAUGUACAGCGUGAUGAUCGCCAGGUACAAGUUCUUCCCUGAAGUCAAGACCAAAGGCAUGGCAGCUGCACCCCGACUGGUGCUCUUCACUUCUGAGCAUAGCCACUAUUCCAUCAAGAAAGCAAGUGCAGCUCUGGGCUUUGGAACAGAGAACCUUAUCCUUUUAAACACAGAUGCAAGAGGUAGAGUCAUUCCUGCUGAUCUGGAGGCGAAAAUAAUCGAGGUCAAGCAAAAGGGGUAUGUUCCAAUGUUUGUGAACGCCACUGCCGGCACCACUGUCUAUGGAGCCUUUGAUCCUAUCAAUGAGAUCGCAGACAUCUGUGAGAAGUACAACAUAUGGCUUCAUGUGGAUGCUGCAUGGGGAGGAGGCUUGCUGAUGUCCAGAAGACACAAACACAAGCUAAAUGGAGUAGAAAGGGCGAACUCAGUCACCUGGAACCCUCACAAGAUGAUGGGAGUGCCACUGCAGUGCUCUGCCAUUCUGGUCAGAGAGAGGGGACUAUUACAAGGCUGCAACUCCAUGUGUGCGGGUUACCUCUUCCAGCCAGACAAACAGUACGAUGUCACAUACGACACGGGGGAUAAGGCCAUUCAGUGUGGACGCCAUGUUGAUAUCUUCAAGUUUUGGCUCAUGUGGAAGGCAAAGGGAACAGUAGGAUUUGAGCAGCAUAUUGACAAGUGCUUGGAUCUGUCUGCGUACCUCUACGACAAAAUAAAAAACAGAGAGGGGUUUGAGAUGGUUUUCAACACAGAGCCGCAGCACACUAAUGUCUGCUUCUGGUACAUUCCUCCGAGCCUCCGUGGCAUGCCUGAUGGCAAAGAGAAACGCGAGAGGCUGCACAAGGUGGCUCCCAAGAUCAAGGCCAUGAUGAUGGAGUCAGGAACCACCAUGGUGGGGUACCAGCCGCAAGGAGACAAAGUCAACUUCUUCCGCAUGGUCAUCUCCAACCCUGCAGCCACCAGGUCAGACAUCGACUUCCUGAUUGAAGAGAUUGAGCGGCUGGGCCCUGAACUGUGAGAACCGUCUGUAGAGUGUAUCCUCUGACAUUAACGAGCCUUCAGCUUUGCUUAAUGUUCCGUUUGUCUUUUCAAAACAAAGUAUUUUCUGGUAAUGCACAACUAAUAAUAGUAUACCCAGUGUAUUUCUGCCAGUUCUGUCCUUAGCUACAGUGAUGUAUGUAUUUAAAACAUUUGCACAUCUGACAGAAAAAAAGAACAAAGCACAAUGGCAUUCUUGUUUAUUAUGCAAAGUGGGAAUAAACCACAAUGUUAAGGUGAGAAAACUGAAAUGGGGCAAUUUUCAUGUAGAAAUAAACUUGUUUACAAAGAAAAUAAAAUAUUGUUAGAAAAUAUGAAUAAAGAAAUUUAGGGAAAUAAAUGAUUUAUAAAAGAUAAAUAAAUGUUUAAUUAAAUGUAUUGUUUAAAAAAUAAUGGGAGAGGAUGGUAACAGUUGGUUUUAAACAAAUAAUGUGUGGACAAAUAGACAUAAUUUACAAUAACAUAAAAGUAAAAAAUUACAAAGAACAAGAAUUUGAAGAUUUCAUCUUUCAUUGUAACUGGUAUUAAGAAAAUCAGUGACAAGAAAUCUGAGACGUGUGAAAAGCAGAAAGGCUUGGAAUUAGUGCAAAUUAAUGCACAGACAUGACAUCCAAUGUUUAAAGAUUAUGAAGAGAUGAUUUUUGAGAACGGGAUCAGCUGAGAGAUGCUGGUUUUCAGAUAUGAAUAUACAAGUAAGCAUUCUGUCUAUAGCACCAUUAGCACUGGAUUUCUGGAGUCUGAAGGAUUUACCAACCUAACUUUACAUAAGCAGUAGCAAGGAACAUCAUAUUUUUUCAUAAAUGGAGAUACUAACAAAAAUAUUUUUUCGCAGUAGUGUGUACUGCAAUAGAAGGGGACAGAAACUAGAUAUCUUCCUCUUCUUCCUGUCAAUGUAAAGUUAAUGUUAGCAUGGCUGGAAAGCUAGAUGCUGCAGGUAGAUAGAAAAGCAGCAGUUAAAAUCUUUUAUGUCCUCUGAAUAAAUUUUCACCUGGUGGAUAUCAUUUAUGCUGAUGAAAUGAAUGUGUUCAGUACCUCUCUAUACUGGUGUGGCUUAGGACACUGGUUCGGUGUUAGAGAUUAAUAGCCACCAAGGCCUGUGCAUGUUUAGUUUAUUGGGUGUUUUCAUCAAAAACCUGGUACUGACAACUAAAAAAAGAUUUAUACAUUUUUUAAGCGUAUGUCCUAGACAGACAUACGCUUCUACGACCAUCGUGUCCUGUAACUGUAGGAGGCGCUGUUUCCUCAAUUCACCAAGAACAAAACAACGUGAACAAGAACAUAUAAAGUAAACACAUACAGUGCUGAGAAAUUGUUUCCCCCAUAGCAGAUUUAUCUUGUUUUUGCUUUUUAGUCACACUUACAUGUUUAAGAUCAUCAGUCAUAUUUUAAUAUCAGAUCAAGAUAACUUGAGUAAAUAUAGGAUACAGUUUUAAAAUGAUGAUUGAAUAAAUAAAAUAAUAAAACAUAAUUAAAUAAGCUAUUUAAACAAACCUGGCCCAAUGUGAAAAUGUAAUUUUCAUUUUAAUGCCAUAACUGGUUGUGCCAUUAAGUCAGACUGAUUGGAAAGCAUCUGCUUAAGCAUUUGCAAUAAUUGGAUAUAAGUCUUUUAUGUCACUUUGGGGGAAUUUUGACCCACUUUUAUUUGCAGAAUUGCUUUAAUUAGGACACAUUGGUGGGUAUUCGAGGAUGACAGGCCAGUUUAAGGUUGUGCCAUAGCAUAUAAAUUGGAUUAAAGUCCAGACUUUAAUUUAACUUCUCCAAAAUCUUCAUUUUGCUAGGUUAGUUAAUUGCCAUGUUAAUUGAUGGUUCCAUUUAUUCUGGCAAGUCGUCCAGGUUCUGAAGCAGCAAAGCAGUCCAAGACCAUCACUCCACCACCAUCGUAUUUGACUAUUGGUGUUAUUUCUCUUUUUCUGAAUUGCUGCAUUAUACCAAAUGUAAAUUCCACCUUUGAUUCAUCAGUCCACAGGGUGUUUUUCCAAAAGUCUUGGGGGAUUAUCAAAGUGAGUUUGGGGGGAUUUGUAGGAUGGACGUUAGUGUCUUUUUUGCUCAGGAGUGGUUUGUAAGAAUUCUUUGUAAGCCUGUUCCAGAAAGCUAAAUGUCAAUGGCUUUGUUUCUCAUCUGUUCUUGAAUUACUUUAGAUUGAGACAUGAUCUAUUGUUUUUUGAAAUCUUUUAGCAGAUUUCUUGUUGUCACACAGGUUCUGACUAAAUGCGUCCAAAUGAAAAAACCAAAGCAAGAAAUGUGUCAGGGGGCAAAUAGUUUUUCACACCACUGUAACUAAACUUUAUGAUUGUUUGUUUUGAAUUGUUCCAUUUUUUAUUUCACCCCAGGGUGAAGCAUAUAUACAUAUAUAUAUAUACAAGUUGAGGUAUUUUGUAUUUAAAACAAACAUCAAAUAACUAAAUGUUUUGUUAGUCAGAACAGAUUUCUGGGAAAAGGAAAUUACCAAAACAUGCACAGACCUCCAUGAUGAAAGGUUCUUGUUUUAACAACAUAGAUUUACAGUUUUUCUAGGAUGGAAAGACUGAGAAAAGUUAAAGUUUGUUUUCAGAUAAAAACCAUGUGUAUAGCAAGUAAAUUAUACUAAUAAGUAUCAAACAGAUUAUUAGUUCAGAAAGUGCCCACAGCUUCCUUUGAAAAUGUUACCUCUCCCUGUGCCUGUACAUCAGCUACAAAGAAUGUCCCUAUACGCUUAAUCUGUGUUAAAAAUAAAAUACUCAAAAUAUUUUCACACUCAGCAGAUUAAAAUUACAAGAAAACCUCACAACAUAGGCAAAAACAUACAUAAGAGAAAUGUAUGACAUGUAAUAAUUAUCAGUGUUGUCUUUAUCAAGUCAGUUGGAACAUUAUAGCUGUUAUUUCCCUCAGAUAUACAGCAAAUCUAAAACAGUCACUGCAACUGACUGCUGUGACUUUUGUGUGGAUUGUGUACUGUUACAUUACCUUCGUGCCAAAUAUGUCCUAGUUUCACAACAAACAAAUUCUAUGUAAAUCAAACAUGCAGUAUAUUGUGUGAUAGAUUGACAAUUUAAUUUAUAUGGAGAGGCUUUUAUUGUGAAAAGGAUAUCUUCUCUGUUCAAGAAAACCUUGCUGUAAAACAUGUUUUGGUGUAUUUGUGAACCAAAGAAAGGUUAGGUUAAUUCGUGAUUAGCUUCAUGGCCCUUUUUCCUUCAUGGAAAUGGAUUUACCUUUGACUUUAGUGCAAUUGUGUCACCACGCAACGUCAUUGUGAUUCACUGAGUCAUCAAAACUUUCAGGCAGUCCGGCUGCUGCUUCAGUUAAGACAAAAAGCACAUUAUUAAAUCAUGUGAAUGGGGCAGCUUUAAAUUUAGAGACUUAUGAUUGUCUGUACUAUAUAAUGUGAAGUGGAGUAUAACUAUAAUAUGCAAAAUUAUGGUGGGCACAAUAUGCUUUCUAUGGGCAUAAUUGUAAGUGAAGAAAAACUUUGUGAUUGUUUUCCAUUAAGCAUUUUGCUUGAAACAAGUAAUGUAUUUGCUACUGUACUAAGACUGAGUAAACACCUGUACAUUCCUGAUCUUUGGGGGGAUGAAAUGCCCUUUGUAGUACUUAAUGUGAGCACCUUAACAUGGAUAAAUAAAUAGUGUAUUCACAAAACUAAUAAAGACAUGAGCUGUGAAACAUC
This is a messenger RNA of Girardinichthys multiradiatus, 6045 nucleotides long. RefSeq names its product glutamate decarboxylase 1a (gene gad1a). Gene Ontology annotation, molecular function: pyridoxal phosphate binding; glutamate decarboxylase activity. The record is from RefSeq and is a predicted model, not a curated record. Gene Ontology annotation, cellular component: cytoplasm; presynaptic active zone. NCBI's taxonomy places the organism in Eukaryota, Metazoa, Chordata, Actinopteri, Cyprinodontiformes, Goodeidae. Gene Ontology annotation, biological process: GABA biosynthetic process. The coding region runs from base 598 to 2382 and encodes 594 amino acids. The transcript has 17 exons.